Molecule: messenger RNA, 4386 nt
Organism: Danaus plexippus (monarch butterfly)
Lineage: Eukaryota; Metazoa; Arthropoda; Insecta; Lepidoptera; Nymphalidae
Gene: PH
Product: polyhomeotic-proximal chromatin protein-like
Exons: 28
Coding region: 260-4330 (1356 amino acids)
Molecular function (GO): protein binding
Source: RefSeq, a predicted model, not a curated record
CUUAUAUCUAGCAAAAUAUGUAGUUUAUAUUAAAUGGUUUUAUUCUUGAGUAUUUUAGCUAUAUGUUAUAAUCUUUCGUUUGAUGCGGGAUCAAAGAAUUACAUGACCGUGUUAUUUGUUUUGUUACUAACGCGUACUUUUACUGACUGAUGCACAAACAUAUCAUUAUAAACAUAGUGUAAAGAUAUAUUAUAGUUCUUAUGUAUUCUAUGAAUAUUCGUUCAAAGCAUAUUUAGUUUUUAUUCUAAUUUGCAAAAUAAUGGCUGAAAUGUGCAGGUCUGAAAUAUUAGAAAAUAUUCAAAAGAAGAAAGACCAAGAUAAAGAUCAGCCGCAGAGUCCUGGAUUCCAGCAGCAAUUGCCAAAGCCACUUGAUAAACAGAUCCUAGCUGAUGUGCAGAAUGCUUUAGCCCAGCAUGUCCCAAAACUUAUAUCUUCAUCGCAUAGCUCCACUACAUCGAUUCAGUCAAAAGAGGAGACAACAGAAAAGACAAUAAAAGUUGCAAACUCAACUACAAUAACAUUAAUAGAAAACACAAGUCACAGUGUUGAAAAAGACAAAGAUAACAAUUAUCCUAAAAAUUAUUUCACAUUAGAAGCUAAAAAUGAUAAAAAGGAUGAGGCUAACAAAAACAGCAUUACUAUAACAAGAACAGCACCGAAACAGUCACCUGGUGGUAGUCAAAGUGACAGGCCCAAGGGUAACUCGAAAGCCACAAAGAGGCCUUUACAAUACUUAGAAACACUCGCAGAGAAAGCUGGUAUCACAUUCGAGGAUAAAUAUGAAGCUGCAAAUACACUUUUAGCUCUUGACAAACAAAACAGUACCUUCCGCAGACCGGAGAUUAAACAGCCAAAGCUUGAACCAGAAACUCAUAAUCAAGGUGAAGAAUAUCGUUAUAGAAAUCAAAAGGAAGAAGAUGAUAAGUUACAAAUACAACAGCAGAUAAUCCAACAGCAGCAGCAGCAGCAACAGCAAUUGCAACAGCUCCAACAACAGCAAUUACAGCAACAAAUCCAACAACAGUUGCAACAGCAAGUUUUGCAGCGUCAGGCUAUACAGCAACACUUCAAAAACCAACAAGAUCAACAGGAGCUGUUGCAAAAACAAUUUCAACAACAACAACAGCAUCACGCUCAACAACAAGCCCAACAACAGCAGCAGCAUCAACAACAACAGCAGCAGCAGCAGCAGCAACAACAACAGCAGCAGCAGCAGCAGCAACAACAACAGCAACAAUCACAACAACAGCAACCUAAAACUGAUAUACAGCAAUUAUCUCAGCAACAAGACCUACAGCAACAGAAAUUUCUUCAGGUUGUGAAUCAGCCGGUACAUACACAGCAGUUUAACGUACCCGGCAUCGGCGAGAUCAAUCUCAGUUUCCUCGCGUCACCACAAAAUAACGUUAAUCUACUUUACGAAAAAAAUCAAAAAACCAGCAUGAGCGGAGACAUUAAGCCGCAACAGAUAGUUGAUGGUCAGGCGCAGGUGGUUCAGCAGCAGAUCAACAUGUCUCAGCACGAGCCGACCCAGCACCACCAGACGGUCACAGUUGUGUCCUCGAUGCCAAGCAGCAUGGCACCACAUCAGGUGCAGCAACAGAGCUCUGGAGGGCUGCAACAACAGGCCGCAAUGCCGCCAUUACAGAGUCUGCCGAACACCCAACACCCGCAACAGAUAAGCGCUGAGUGGGGACACAGCCGCGUGCAGGUCAUCCAGCAGCCGCUGCAGAACAGCACGUACCUUCAACAGCUGUAUAAUGCUCAAGGGCCGUUACUGAUGCCGGGGAACAUAGCUUUGCACCCGGGAAUCAAUUCACCCCAGAUACAGGUCAUUGCUGCGGGGAAGCCGUUCCAGGGCAACCAGCUGGCUCCGCAUAUGUUGACGACCCAGGGCAAACAAGUACUACAAGGACAGGCUGCCCCGUUCCCGGGAUACACGACUAUCCCGGCUAUCCCGACAACCCAGAACCAGACGUUCGUGUUCAGUCCACUCGGCGUGAUCAACUCACAGUCGAGCAUACUACCAGCUCACUCCCAGCCGACUGUGUCUGGGAUAGGACAACAGCAAAAAACUUCUGACAUGCACAAGGUGAUGAGUGGUGGGAAGGUCGGUGGUAAAGUCGGUAGCGCGGUGCCGGUGCAGGCGCAAUGCGUCCAGGUGUCCCAGCCCGUGCUCGGCCAACAGCAAGCCCAGAUCAUCAGUCCGCUACAGACGGGUGGUCAGAUGCAGUUCGCGCCAUGGCAGAUAUCCGGGGCCCUGCCGCAAGUGUGGGCAGGAGGUCUGCAGGCGGGGGCCCUGCCCGCGGGGGGCCUGCUCGCCCCCAACCCUAUAUUCAUUAGGGGGACCCAACCCGACGCCCCAUCCAUGUUCAUACAACACUCACCACAGAAUAACGUUCAACACAACAAUGUGAGCGUGGCCUGUGCGACGGCGACCACGUCGAAGCCCCGGGCUUCCAGUGAGGGAAUGACGAAGACGUCUCGUCCUCUUUCCAACAUUCUACCAUCCAGCGGCAUCAGACCCGCUUCAUCUGUCUCCACCCAGACUAAUACUAACCAAGCACAGAAUCAGCAGGCAAAGCAACGCGGCAAGCCAGGCGUACGAUCCCCAGCACCGGCAGCCAAACAAGAUGCUGCUAACCAAACAAACAAAAUGCAGCAUCAAAUGCAGCAAACUAAACAGUUGCUGGUUAUGAAUUCUAGUGGACAGAUGGCUCAAAUUUCGAGCGUGUCGGAAAAACAGACGAUUAACAAGAACAUUCAGCAGCAGACAAUCAUACAGCAACAGCAGUCCAUUCAGCAGCAGCAACAGCAGCAACAACAGCAGCAGCAACAACAACAACAGCAGCAGCAGCAGCAACAACAACUACUUCAACAGCAACACCAAACCCAGAUUGUACAGCAUUAUCAACAACAAGGAAUGACUUUGGGCAUGCAGCAGAGUACACUUCCGGUUGGUUCUGUGUCCCAAACUUUGCCGAUGACUGGGAUGCCGCAAACUGUGUCUAUGGUGCAGCAAUUACACUCGUUGAGCGGUCUCGGCCAAACAAGUGCUUUAGUGAGUCAAUUGAACAGUACUCAACCACCAAACUCACUAUCCCAAGUGCCGUCACUUCAACAGCCACAGUUGGUGAGCAGUGGUCUCGUUCAGACGUCUGUUGGCAUGGCAGUUCAACAGCCAACCGGCUUGAGUCACACCACCCAGAUGCAAGCGGUAACAACAAACAAUCUAAGUUCGCCGCAACUGACUCUACAGGGCCAGGGGACGGUUGGUCUUCUAGCGGCACCGCUGCAGGGGUCCGUGCUGCCCUUGUCCCAGACCCUCUCACAGACCUUGACUCAGACCCUACUCCAUGUGAAGAGUGAGGAAGACAAGACACAACAAAUGCCGCCACCGCAAAGCUCCGUUGUUCCUCAGUCAUCACAGCCAAUGGAUACCAGCGACGCUACAUCAACAGUAUCAUCACCAAGUCCUACCACCACCACGGUCAGCGCAGACGCUGCUGUCUCUACCACUACCGCUUCCGGUCCAAAAACUCCAACUGACACUCCAAAACCGAGCCCAAGUAAGGAGUCUCCGGAACAACCAGCGACCACAGCUUCACCAGCCACCAGCAGCGCCCAGAGCACCACCUCUCUAACGCCACAGGUGAUGACAACUCUGGCUUGCUCUACAACAGCAACUGUUCCCACUUCCAUAACCACGCCGGUAACAAGUAACUCGCUGUUCAAACCAGCUCAAUGUCCUCCUCGUCAUAUCAACCAGCAGACAGCUCAUGAUAAAACCUUGCCGAAAGCCAUGGUGAAGCCGAAUAUACUAACCCACGUUAUUGAGGGCUAUGUUAUUCAGGAAGCUGGUGAACCAUUUGCUGUUAAUAGACCUCUCCGCGAGUGGGGCACGGAUAAGGAGCAGGACAAAGAGAAUAAACUGCCCUCAACAGACGAACCGCCCAGAAAGAAACAAAUGUUGGAAAACGGCAGUAGUCUACCAAGGAUAUCAUCAAGCAAUGAGUCCAGUGAAAGCUCACAGAGCUCCAAGUCUGAUCCCACACCGCAGCCCGAGGCGCCGUCGGAGGAGUCCCCGAAAAUACCCAACGCUAACAAGUGGACCGUGUCCGAGGUGUGCGACUUCAUACGCAGUAUCCCAGGCUGUGCUGGUUACGCGGACGAGUUCCUUAUGCAGGAGGUCGAUGGGGAGGCUCUGCUGCUCAUUAAGCCUGAACACCUGGUUAUGGCGCUCUCUAUGAAGCUGGGACCAGCACUAAAGAUAGUCGCAUGCAUUGACUCGCUGCGGCCGGAAAGCGAACAGACAAAUGAUCAUGACUGAGGUUUAUUUCCAAGCUCUUUCAUAGAGCUUUGUAAGAUCUUCGACGAAGUGUUUAA